CUCGAUCUAGCCGAACUUGGCUUGGAAGAUAGCAUGAUCCGACCCAAUCAGCUGCAGAAGCUGGACAAGAUUGGCUCUGGUGGAUUCAAAGAUGUCUAUGUGGGCAAGCUUCGUGGUCGCAAAGUGGCCAUCUCCGAGUUCCGGGAACAUUUGAGUGAAAUGGACAUUCGGGAGUUGAAAUUGCUUGCGGAAUUCUCACAUCCGAACAUCGUUCGCUUCCGUGGUGUCUGCAUCCCAGACGAAAGAGGCCAGCUACCUUGUCUAGUAAGUGAACUGUGCGAGAAUGGGGACCUCUUCGACUAUAUACGAAAUGUGCCUUGCCCAAGUCUCAAGCGUCUGCUAGGCUUGAUGUUGGAUAUCGCAAGAGGUCUCGAAUAUCUUCAUACGAGAUCGCCGGCCAUCAUCCACCGAGAUUGCAAGAGCAGUAACAUUUUGAUCAACAGACAGGGUCACGCCAAGGUUGGCGACUUUGGACUUGCUCGGGUGAAGAGGAGUACAAGAAGCAUGAUCAGGAGCUUAGUAGGGACUGUGAAUUGGCAAGCGCCCGAACUCUGGCAUCCUGCUCCGAGAUACGAUUAUAAGGUGGAUGUGUUUUCGGCGGCCAUGGUCUUCUGGGAGAUGAUGUCGGGUUGGAUCGGUGAGAAGAAAUACCCUUGGGAAGGUCACAACGAACACUAUAUCUACGACGCCGUCGGUGCCAAGCAUCGUCGUCCGUCCAUCGCAGGCCUCCGUAAACAUUGGGGUGCGGAGCCUGUCAACCUGAUGGAGAGGAUGUGGGAACAGGACCCUGCUGAAAGGCCGACGAUGACGGAUGUGGUAUCCGACCUCGAGUCUCUGAUCGCCGAAUGUUGA
Messenger RNA from Tremella mesenterica DSM 1558, 852 nucleotides. RefSeq lists its product as uncharacterized. NCBI's taxonomy places the organism in Eukaryota, Fungi, Basidiomycota, Tremellomycetes, Tremellales, Tremellaceae. The annotation marks the transcript as partial. The transcript has 2 exons. The record is from RefSeq and is a predicted model, not a curated record. Gene Ontology annotation, biological process: protein phosphorylation. Gene Ontology annotation, molecular function: ATP binding; protein kinase activity.